GACGCUGCGGUCCGGGUCUGAUCGUCGGUCACCAGCUACCCAGUGCCAUCUGCCCGUGGGUGAGAGAGGGCGAUCGGCCCGUGAAUGGAGCUCGGGCAGCUGGGCUGAGAAAGGGCCGUACAUCGUGAGGAGGAGGGACGGUGGGUGAAAAGGAGGAGAUUCUACCUGUUACCUGAAGUUACUCUAAAGGACUCCUUUGUACAAUGGCGGAAGCAGUAUUUCAAGCACCAAAAAGAAAGAGAAGAGUGUACGAGUCUUAUGAAGCACCUUUUCCCUUGUUAACUGAAGAAGGGACCAUUUCAAAUGAGCAAGAACAUCAUUAUGCUGAAAUGAUAAAUAACAAUGUAAUUGUGAGAAAGCCAGAGAGCAUACAAACCCUGUAUGGAAAGGGUUAUUUUGGAAAAGGGGUGCUCUCAAGAAGCAGACCAGACUACAAUAUUUCAGACCCUGCUUUACUUGCCAAAUGGAAAGAUGCUAAUUCUCGGCACCUGCCUAUAAUAUCAGCAACAAAGUUUCAGCAUCAUGUAGAUUGGGCCAGAAGCCUCCUGCAAGCACAAGGGAUGCAGGACAAUUUAAUUGGGAAGAUGCUUGAAAAUUACAUAAAAUCAAUUGACUUGACUUGUAAUGAAACUGACUACGUUGAGAAGCCCAGAGGAACACAAAAUGGAGUAAAUCAUCCUGAAAUAUGCCGUCAAAAUAAGGAACAUUGUUUGGAAGGGGAUGCUCCUUGUGAUCCUUUAGCAGAUAUUGACUGUGAAGCUGUUGACAGGGAAGAUCUAGUAAAUACGCAUUGUCCAAGACAUCAUGAUUUCAUCAUUCACUGUGGGUGCCAUUAUAAAGAUAUUAUGAAAGAAACUCACCAAGAUGAUUCAAUUCAAGAUGACAAGUUUUCUACAGAACAUGAAUAUGUACUAGUGGUAGAAAAGACUCAAGGAUUGAAUAGUGAGGUGACAGAAAGGUUGGUCUGCAAGAGGAACCCCUUCAAGGUUAUUGAGUAUCUUCAGCUCAGUCUGGAAGAGGCUUUUUUCCUUGUUUAUGCCUUGGGAUGUUUAACUAUUUAUCGCAAUGAGGAGCCUCUGACUAUUGUAAAAUUAUGGGAAGUAUUUAGUGCAAUUCAGCCCGGCUUCAAGACUAAUUACAUGGGCUAUCAUUACUUUCGAAGCAAAGGCUGGGUGCCAAAAACUGGAUUGAAGUAUGGGACAGACCUUUUGUUGUAUCGAAAAGGACCUCCAUUUUAUCAUGCAAGUUAUUCAGUAGUGGUUGAAAUGGUUGAUGACAGUUGUCAGGGCUCUCAACGCCGGCCUUUUACCUGGAGGUCACUUGCUGGGUUGGUUCGAACAACUACAAAUGUCUCCAAGGAACUUCUGUUAUGCUACUUGAUUAAGCCAUCAAAUAUGACUGAGGAAGAAAUGACAACACCAGAUUGUAUGAAGAAAAUUAAAGUUCAGGAAUUGAUUGUAAAUCGUUGGAUUUCUUCCCGAGAACGCACUGAUCAGGAGGAGUUGUAGCUUUUCAAUUGCAUGUUGGGAUCAAAUAAAUUUAUUUGGAACCAUGGCAAGAGCAAUUUAAAAAAAAAAGCAAUAAAAUUUGGAACAAGACUUUUUUUUUAAAACUGUGAUUUCAUUUGUAAAUGCUAUGCAACUUCGCUAUCCAGGAUACCAAGAAUAUGGUGGUACCAGACUAGUAGAUCUUUUGGAUUACUCAGACUCUUAUUAUCCCAAUGCAUAUAAUUUAUUUAUGCAUGCUACAUAAUUAAUAUAUUUUCCAUUGAACCCAGCGAGCUUAAAGGGAGCAAGAAGUUGAACGCCAGUAGAGUUUAGUUUGUUCUCGACCUUAAUCUUGCUUCAACCAGAUAUCCAGGCACUGCAGUUGGCAGCCUUGCAAUAUGUGAUUAGUGUGUCCAUGGAUUGCAAGAAUUUUGUGCAUUAAUAAGUGACCCGGCUGGUGGCAUAGUGGCAUCAGCACUGGACUGCGGGGCGGAGGUUCUGGAGUUCAAACCCAGCCGGCUCCCUCCGGCACGCUUUCCAUCCAUGUGGGGUUAAGAGCUGGUGAUCUCUUUGGGGGGAAAGAAAACUCACCCGGCAGAAGGCAAUGGCAAACCACUGCUGUAACUUGCCUCGUACGCGAAUUCCAACUACGUCAGAACGGCAAGGGAGGAAAUUGUCUGCUACCCAGAAAAAUUCCUGAUGCGACCUAUGUUAUUAUUAAGUGAGCUGUAAGACAAAUGGUCACACAACAGAUUAAGUAUUAUUAAACUUGCAAUAUUUCAUUUGUAAUGUAAAAAUAUGCUAACUUAAAAGAUGUGUUGAAAACUUUUUUAAAAUCAGAAUAUGAAUUAAAGUAAAACGUAAGUGCGAAGUUCAAUGAAAGAUUUGCAUUUGAAAUGUGACUUCACUUUCUAAAUACUGAUCACAUUAUUUCCACUACUGAUCUUUGCUAUUGUUAAUUCGUUGUACGUUUGAACAAGUCAAAUCUUGUUAAGUCUAGGGAAAUGAUUGAUUGAAACUAAUUCUUUCUGAGAAAUAAACAUAACAUAAAGCCACUGCAAAAGUCACCAAAUUAACUACACUGCAGUACUGUGACUUCAUUCACACCAGUACAUUACCUUAUAAUUGCAACUGUUAACUUAUACUCACAGAUUAGAGUUUAUACAUCAUAUUUAUUUUUCAUGAUUAAUCCCUUCGUUCCACACGGCCGCGCAGCCACAAUUACAGUGGUUUACUCUUUUUACUCGCACACUCAAUGGAAACUUCUUGAAAACUGAUCUGUCUGUCAUGAGCUAUGUGAAAGACGGCCCUUGUGAAUGAGGCAGGUCAAAUUCUGAUUUUUAAGUCUGUUAAAAUAUUUACAAAGCAAUUGGAAAAAUCCUAAUCUGAAAGACUGUUAUAUUAGUAUUAUUACUUAACCAGACUAAAAGAUCAUUUUGCUUCAGGUAUCCUUUUAGCAUCUAGUCUUAAAUUACACAAGAACUGGUAGGUUUGUCAUACUAAGGACAUAGAAUAAUUAUUUACAAAAUUGAAAUAAGACAAUUCUUUACAUAAGGAUGAAUAAAUUUAACAAUUGUUAAAUUCCUCUGUGUAAAGGAUAUUUUCUAAUGAACAUUGGAGUUGUGAUUAAAACAAAGAUCUAUCGACUGGCAAUAGGGGGUUUUUUUGUCUUUAGAAAUGAAUGUUACUCAUUCUUGCAAAUUGGAUUGCUAUAAUUGAUUGCUGCAAUAUUUUAGUUAUUUGUCAAAUGGAGAUGUAUUUCUCCAAAACCCAGGAAAUCAUUCACUCAAAUUACUGAAGAAUAAUGGUUUAUUUUAAUCGUGGACUUGUUUUUGAAUUUCACAGGUGACCAUCUUCAGCAGUUCAUUUCUUUAGGGGUCCCCUCAUUUGUUCCACAUGAGUUUUCCAAUGCUGCUUCCCAAAUUUAUGGCUGUGUGCCUCAGAGUAAAAUGAAGAUAUGAUUUUAUGUAUAUGGCCUUUCUAUCUAAAUCCCUGAGACCACUGGACUCCCAGAUUGCUUGUAUCAUAUGGUGAAUGUUCUGUUUCUUUCUGUAAAUCAUGAUCAAAACUACCACGUUUGGAUUAGAAGAAAACACAACAUUCACAGCGAAUCAGCCACUCAUUCAUAAGGGAUGCAUCCUUUAGUUGGCUGAGAAAGAUGCUACACUAUUAACAAUACAAGUCUGAUGCCAGAGCACUGUAGAUUGUAUCUGAUACACUGCGAUCAAUUAUUUUAUAAUGGUAGGAUAAAUCUUAGAAGUGGAAGUGCGCAUCAAUCACUUUAAUGUUGGUAAUUGGGAACUUCUGAAACCUUACUCUGUGAGAAAUUUAAUUGACUGUUGCUCAAGCAUGGACUAAUCAUUAAAAAUCUAUUCAUGCAAGUAUGUUUCAGUAAUCUUGACAAUUCUUGAAGUACAGAAGGUAAUUGAAAGCAGUGCAAGGCAAGCACAUAGGAUCCUGGGAUGAAAAAGCAGGCCCUUCUAGAUUUCGACCAUAAGACAUAGCAGAAUUAGGCCACUCGGCUCACUCUGUGCUCUGCCACUCGAUCAUGGCUGGUUUCCUUUUCCCCCCAGCCCCAUUCUCCUGCCUUGAUAACUUUUGAUGCCCUUACUAAUCAACCUUUGCUGUAAUUAUACCAAACAACUUGGCCUUUGAGGCAAUGAAUUCCACAGAUCCAACAUUCUCUGGCUAAUGAAAUUCCUCCUCAUCUCUGUUCUGAAGGAGCAU
Molecule: messenger RNA, 4214 nt
Organism: Mobula hypostoma (lesser devil ray)
Lineage: Eukaryota; Metazoa; Chordata; Chondrichthyes; Myliobatiformes; Myliobatidae
Gene: tsen2
Product: TSEN2 tRNA splicing endonuclease subunit
Exons: 12
Coding region: 204-1508 (434 amino acids)
Biological process (GO): tRNA splicing, via endonucleolytic cleavage and ligation; tRNA-type intron splice site recognition and cleavage
Cellular component (GO): tRNA-intron endonuclease complex
Molecular function (GO): nucleic acid binding; tRNA-intron lyase activity
Source: RefSeq, a predicted model, not a curated record